Mus pahari (shrew mouse) is the source of this 1183-nucleotide messenger RNA. RefSeq names its product aurora kinase A and ninein interacting protein (gene Aunip). NCBI's taxonomy places the organism in Eukaryota, Metazoa, Chordata, Mammalia, Rodentia, Muridae. The transcript has 3 exons. Gene Ontology annotation, cellular component: centrosome; spindle pole. Bases 37 to 1038 code for a protein of 333 amino acids. The record is from RefSeq and is a predicted model, not a curated record. Gene Ontology annotation, biological process: spindle organization.
UGCAUAUAUAUCAUAUCCAACAUUAAAGAAAAUGAAAUGAUGCAGUUUGCAAGAACAUGGCUGGUAUUUGGCUCACAGACACAUUUAAUCAAACUAGACACCAAAAUGCUGACAUUGCUUCCUGGAGAGAGGAAACCUAAUAUUCCUUUUACCCAAAGAAGAAGCACUCGACAGACCAGCAUUGCAUCUUUUGUCACGUUACAACCAGGAAUGGCAAAUGGUGGUAACCAGAAGAACAUUUUCUCUCUCAAAGAAAAUCAGAUCAAAAAAGAAUACAAGAGAACCCAGCUAGACUGUUUGGCCCAGGGAUCAGAGGAUGGCGGCUUGGUAUCACCUUUGGUCACUUCAACUCCUGCAGACAUCCAGGAAGCUGGGCAUUCUCAGUCUGCCCAGAUUUCAGGCUGCAGGAGUUUGGAAACUUCAUCGUUGCCUAUGAUGUCUUUGCCCCAGCCUGAUGUCCUGAUGGGCACUGGAGAGAGUAAAGGCCCCCUGGAUUCUUCCUUUACCCAAUUCAUGGAACAUUCUUGUUUGCUGGACCAAAGAGAGGCCAAGAGGAAAGGGGAAGGGCUUCGUGGAUCUAAGACAGACUGUCCAGGGAUGGGAAGCCACAUCAGAGCACCCGGGAGUAAAUGCCAUCAGGCCUUGGACAAAGCCGAAGUGGGGAAGAGGGAGCCUGCCAAGGAAAACAGGCCGGCCCCUGUGCUUCUUCAGACCCGUAGAUCUGGGGCCUGCGGUAGGAAACAAACACUAUUGGUGACAAAAAGCCCUUGUCCUCUUUCUGUAUUUCCCAGGGACAGUGAAAGGAGUGACAGGGACUCCUGGAGUCAGCUUUUCACUGAGGAUUCCCAAGGCCAGCAAGUCAUUGCCCAUAACACUAAAAUGCCUUUCCGAGAUGUAACCAAUGCUAGGAAUCAAGGCUCAGGGCAGUUUCCUGACGGCCCACAGGCUCAGGGCCACGAUGGGCCUGCUCAGUUACAUCUGCAGUCACACCUGCUCUUUACCCAGGACUCUGAAGGUAAUCGGGUUAUCAGGCACUAGUUCUAGAUGUUUAUGUGAGGGUAUCUGCAAGUGGAGGGGAGGAGGGCGGGGCUGGGUAGAGGAGGGUUUAGGUAAAAGGCCAGGUGGGAUAACGCAGUUGUGCUAUGGAACAUUUUCCGUAUGUAAAUAAAGCCCUGUGUGGUAG